This is a messenger RNA of Centropristis striata (black sea bass), 3589 nucleotides long. RefSeq names its product secretion associated, Ras related GTPase 1Aa (gene sar1aa). Bases 402 to 1076 code for a protein of 224 amino acids. The record is from RefSeq and is a predicted model, not a curated record. Gene Ontology annotation, cellular component: COPII vesicle coat; endoplasmic reticulum exit site. Gene Ontology annotation, biological process: intracellular protein transport; endoplasmic reticulum to Golgi vesicle-mediated transport; vesicle organization. Gene Ontology annotation, molecular function: GTP binding; GTPase activity. The transcript has 7 exons. Lineage: Eukaryota; Metazoa; Chordata; Actinopteri; Perciformes; Serranidae.
GCAGCAACAGACCUUUCUUAUGGCAGACAUGUUGACUUGUCACAACAGGAAAAACACAGGUGAGACUAAUUUAGUUCCAUCAAAACUAUGUUGCAACGUUGUCCUUUGUUUAGCAAAAAUUUUCAUCCACAAGAAUAGAGUUCUGAAAUCAUCUUCCAAAUGUAUUGUCUUCAUGAAUGAAUUCAAAUUGUACUUAACAUUUAAAAAAAUUCUAACAAUAACAAAGGCACAAAAAUUAUAUAUCUUGAAAAAAAUUCCCACUGAAAUGAACAGUUAAAACUAAUUCGAAUCCCUCUUAUUGAAAACAACAUUGAGACUGUUUAUGUAUUUUAUUUUGGUUUUAUUUUUUAAUUUUGUAUUUAUUUUUAUGUUAUUUCAACUGCUCUGAAUGUACAAGAUUGAUGUUGUUAUUAUACGUUUUACUGUUGAUUGAUGUUCACCUAGCAUUCUUUCCCCUAUGCAAGUCAAAGACCAUCAAGAUGUCAUUUUUAUUCGACUGGAUCUACAGGGGGUUUAGUAGUGUUUUACAGUUCUUAGGUCUCUACAAAAAGUCUGGGAAACUGGUCUUCCUGGGCCUGGACAAUGCUGGUAAAACAACGCUGCUACACAUGUUGAAAGAUGACCGACUUGGUCAACACGUGCCAACACUACAUCCAACUUCUGAAGAGCUGACAAUCGGUGGGAUGACAUUUACUACAUUUGAUCUGGGUGGACACGUACAAGCUCGAAGAGUGUGGAAGAACUACCUGCCAGCUGUGAAUGGAGUCGUCUUUCUUGUGGACUGUGCGGAUCACGACAGACUCUCAGAAUCGAAGAGUGAACUCGAUGCUCUCCUAGGAGACGAGACCAUAGUCAAUGUGCCAGUGUUGGUGCUGGGUAAUAAAAUUGACCGCCCUGAGGCCAUCAGUGAAGGAGGACUGCGAGGAGCAUUUGCUCUUGAUGGCCAGGUUACUGGAAAGGGACAUGUCUCUUUGAAGGAGCUGAACGCCCGGCCACUGGAGAUUUUCAUGUGCAGCGUGUUGAAAAAACAAGGCUACGGGGAAGGUUUCAGAUGGUUAUCACAGUACAUCGACUGACACAGUACUGAAGCUUAACCAGAAGGGAUUUUCUUGACACAAUUUCAAGAAGCAUGACAAAGACUUCGUCUCUUUGUCAGUCAGCCCAAAAUUCAAACUAUAUUACCAACAGCAUAUUCUUUUUAAUACUUUAUUCAGGAUUUAAAGGUUUCUAUGCAAACUUUUAAAAGUGGUUCAUGGUGAACCGUCCUACCUGUCUUAUUAAUGUCAGAAUUAACUUGUUGUCUAACUCCAUGGCAUGUUAAUUAGGUUACAUCCAAAGGUUACAUCAUACCUGAUUACAAAACAUGAGCAGACAUACAUUAUGCAAGAAUAUAGAUACUUACACAUUGGUGUUGCAUUAUUAAUGAUGGAAUAUUAAAUACUUGGAAUUUAUAAAGGGAGAAAGUCAUGAAAAUAAGGGAUCAUUUGGAUUUUUAUGAAGUGAGGUUGGAUAAGGGACUAAAUCAGCAAAGUGUGGUUGUGGACAAGGGGCAACAGCAAAACAUUUAAGCCACUUAAGAAAAGGCUGAGCUAAAAAAUAAAAAUAUUAUUUAUAAAGCGUGUGCUAGGUUUGGAAUGUUUUCAAUGCUUUGCCAUUUACCCCUAUCAGCUCUUUCUGGCGGGGAAGUGAAGCCAUUAUAUUGUUCUCUUCAAAACCACUAUUGACAAAAACUGUAAUUUUACCUCACAGAAAACGUGAGUUGGUGGUUUACUGCUGCCUCAAUCAUAUAUUUUGCUUGUCUUAUUGUGUGAAAGGUUAGUUUGGCUUAAUCAAAGUCACUCAAUAACACAAACUAACCAAUCGAGGCAGUGGUAGAUCAGCUGAUCCUGUGUUCUACAAGCUAAAAUUGCUGUUUUGGUCAAAGGAGUCUGGUGUGUUUGAAGAGAUCAUAACAGUUUCAGGGCUUUUUUAAACAUUUUUUUGAGGUCUGCUGUUGUUUGUUUUUUUAAGGUGGAUAAAAUAUAUUUUGCUGCUACCAGUGUCCAGCAGCACCUGACAGUAUCACAUUGUUUUCCUUCUGUGCCGGUCCUCCUGCAUGCUUUUCCUAACUCAAGCCAUGCCGACCGCCAUCUACUGUACACCAACCAUAUAGGAGCUCAUACAACCCCUCUUCAAAAAGUCCAAACUAUCCCUUUAAGGACUCUGUGAUAAAAAUGUUUGUUAACUUAAUACUAGUUUAAUGCAAGUUUAGAUUAUAAAAAUAUACGACUAAAUACAGAAGAUUAAUUUUCCUUCAUUUAAUCUAAUGAUACGCAGCCACUGCCUUCAAAGCAUAUAGCCAAAGAUGUAUGCUAAUGACUUCGGGAUUAGCAGGAAGAGAGAUUGGACUUCAACAAAAGAUAUCUUCCAUGCUGAGCACUGAGCCAAAAUAACAUCAAAUCCCCUUAAGAAACUAAAAAAGAGAAGAGACAGCACGUCCCACAAAUAAAGGCAAAGACGAUGAGUAAACUGAGUUAAACUGAACAGCUCACUGAUGAGUGUGCUGUGACUGUGAAUAAUGUGUUUCUCACUUUCAGUGUCUUGAUGGAAUUGGCUUGUUUAUUUUUUCAUCUUUUUCCUCUCUGUGUUGACCCAAGUGGUGUUACAUGCUGCGUUAAAGGCAGCUCAUUUGAAGUGCGUUAGAAGGAAUUGUUCAUUAUCUUUGACUUUGUGGGUGUUCAGUGCAGAAAUCCGAGAUAAAAAUGCACUUCAUAUUUUAUGGUGUUCAAUGGCUGCCCCUCGCUUUAUUAUAUCAUGAAGGCUGUAAUAAUGCAUCGCUCUUAAAAUGUCAGGAAGCAAUAAAGUAGAAUGACCAACUGUACUGUAGCAGAGACAAUCUUACUCCUCUGUAUUUAAGAGUAGGAAUGAAUAUACAGUAUAUAGUUCUGAGCCUGCUAACUAGAAUCAUUAAUUAAGUGUAUUUUUUGUUAUUUAUUCCUUUAAUCUAGAGCCUGAGCAAUUUAUGUCAGCAUGUAAUCAGCAUGUAGGCUGUGCAACAGGUACUUUUUGACUAUCUGGAAAGAUAUGAGAGUGCACUUGUUAAGCUGUAAAUUAUUAUUUAAAUUGUUUUCUGGAUAUUAGUGUAUGCAUGUAAAUAUGCAUACAUUUUUACAAUGACCUGCGUACAUUUGUAUCUCGUUAUGAGAAGCUGGGGGAAAAAAACAUUUCAUCACUCGACCCCAUUUACUGUUUCCUGCAUCUCAUGUUUACAGGGUAACAUUUUGAAUAUUCUGUUUAUUAAUUUAUGCAGGGUUGUUUGUGACUGAGAUUAAAAAGAAACAUAUGAAACAAAUUUUGUACAGGGAAUCUUGAGUGUUUACUGAGAUACAGUAUGUAAACAAACUGCUUUCCUUUGAACAGUGUUCUUAACCAGUCGCUGAACUCCUGUAAAUUAUGUAUAAUACGGAUGUAAAUGUUUGUACAGUAACGGGCUAUUAGCUGACACUAAAGAAGCACUGGAGUUAUUUUUAGAUGAUUAACUUGAAAUAAUAUUUGCAGCGAUUAUCUAUGUGAUGAGUAGUUCACAUGUGGUAAUAAAAACAACUUUUUA